AUGCUGUCGAGACAAGCGAUGCUGGCGGCCCGGACGGCCUCGGCUGCGCCGCGCAUGCUGACUGCGGCGACGCCGGCAGCCGUGCGGACGUUUGCUGCGGCCGCACCGGACUCGAAGCCGCCCAUUGCGCUAUUUGGUCUGGACGGGACAUAUGCGUCUGCUCUGUACACUGCCGCCGUCAAGACGGCCACCCUCGAGCCUACUGCCAAGAGCCUGGCCGCCCUCGGCAACCUCCUCCGCAAGGACCCCAAGCUCGUCGGCAUCCUGGCCACGCCCACGCUCGCUGCCGCCGACAAGCUCGCCAUCGUGGCCGAGCUGCAAAAGGCCACCGGCUCGGCCGGCCAGCCAACCGUCACGCACUUUCUGCAGACGCUCGCCGAGAACAACCGGCUCGGCCUGCUCGACGACGUCGUCGCCAAGUUCGCUGACCUCAUCCGCGCUGCCCAGGGCCAGGUCGAGCUCAUCGUCACUAGCGCCACUACCCUCGACAACAAGACCCUCGCUCGCCUCGAGUCCGCCGUCGCCAAGUCCGCCUUUGUCGGCGCCGGCAAGAAGCUCUCCGUCAAGAACAAGGUCAACCCCGAGAUCCUCGGCGGCCUCAUCGUCGAGGUCGGCGACCGCACCAUCGACCUCAGCGUCCUCGCCCGCGUCGCUAAGCUCAACAAGCUGCUUACUGACAGCUUGUAA
Grosmannia clavigera kw1407 is the source of this 687-nucleotide messenger RNA. Its product is annotated as ATP synthase oligomycin sensitivity conferral. The record is from RefSeq and is a predicted model, not a curated record. The coding region runs from base 1 to 687 and encodes 228 amino acids. NCBI's taxonomy places the organism in Eukaryota, Fungi, Ascomycota, Sordariomycetes, Ophiostomatales, Ophiostomataceae. Gene Ontology annotation, molecular function: proton-transporting ATP synthase activity, rotational mechanism. Gene Ontology annotation, biological process: proton motive force-driven mitochondrial ATP synthesis. Gene Ontology annotation, cellular component: membrane. The transcript is spliced from 2 exons.